GAACCUUGCUUCUACUUAAGUGGCAUAAGCAAUAAUGGACGCUAUUCAGAAGACAUUAUUCCUCUCGGAGGAGCAAGAAGUUUACGUUUUGGUCUGUUUAUCGUACUUGAUGAUGGUUAUGGGAUUCGUAACUUUUGUGACUUUACUCUUUGAGCACGUGCCUUAUGGCAGAUAUGCAUCCAGCCGGUAUGGGUUCCCUGUGAAUGUUAAACUUGCCUGGUUUGUUCAGGAGCUGCCUGCUUUUCUGGUGCCUUUGAGUUUAGUGCUCUGGAGUCACUGUGCAAAGAUAACGCACCUGCCCAAUCAGCUACUUCUGCUCAUGUUCAUUUUCCAUUAUUUGCAAAGGUCCCUCAUCUACCCAUUUUUAAUUCGAGGAGGGAAAUCCACACCAAUGAUCUCGUUUGUCCUGGCCUUUGUCUUCUGCAUUUAUAAUGGGUACCUGCAGGCGAGAUACCUGAGUCACUAUGCAGAUUACCCACCUGGAUGGGUCACACAUCCCUGCUUCAUCAUAGGGUCUUGUAUGUGGUUCCUGGGAUGCAUCAUUAAUAUUCACUCUGACCAUAUUCUCAGGAACCUCCGUAAGCCUGGAGAGACAGACUAUAAGAUACCUAGAGGGGGCUUGUUUGAGUAUGUAUCGGGAGCAAACUUCUUUGGGGAGAUCGUGGAAUGGAGUGGAUUUGCUCUGGCUGCUCACUCAGUCCACAGUGCAGCUUUUGCUCUCUUCACUCUCAUUGUGCUGUGCAAUAGAGGAGUGGCCCACCACAAAUGGUAUCUCACAAAAUUUGAAGACUAUCCUAAAUCAAGGAAAGCUUUAAUACCGUUUGUGCUCUGAUCCUGUGGUAAGCCCAUAUGCCACACUUCCACAGAAACGAUACGGUGAUCCUUUUUCCCGUUAUGAUUGCACAACAAAUAUUUUAUGGUUUUCAAGGGAAGUGCAAUAAUAAUGUACUGAGACUGGAGAGAGAUGCUACGAGCAUUACACCAUAACAAUAACUCCACUCUACAGGACAAAUUAUUUAAUUAUAUUCUAUAGCAGCACACACAUUUAUGAAGUGCAAAAACAGCUUUACUUUGAGAGAUCAUUCAGUGUCUCAGAUGAGAUGAGAUGCACAUGGCAGGCAGCUGCUGCCAUAAUCCAGACGUUCCUUAUUAACCACCUCUUCUUCAAUACGGUAACAAAAUAUGGACUUUCUGAUCGUGACGGAUACAAGGCUGUCCAAGCUCAGAAAAAGCGAGGAAACGCAUGAUUUAUCUGCUGAAGAGAGAGAACUUUUAACCAUGUACUGCACAUGUGACGAUCGCAGAACCCUUAAUCAUCUGAUCUGAAAUAGUGAGCCCUCCGUGCCAGUUUGGACUGAACAUUUCUGAAACUUCCUGUUUAAUGAAAAGCUAUGCUAUACAUGUGUUCAAAUAAAAUCUCUUUAAAUGUUAUGAAAA
Carassius carassius (crucian carp) is the source of this 1437-nucleotide messenger RNA. RefSeq names its product 3-oxo-5-alpha-steroid 4-dehydrogenase 1-like. Gene Ontology annotation, molecular function: 3-oxo-5-alpha-steroid 4-dehydrogenase activity. The record is from RefSeq and is a predicted model, not a curated record. Gene Ontology annotation, cellular component: membrane. Lineage: Eukaryota; Metazoa; Chordata; Actinopteri; Cypriniformes; Cyprinidae. The transcript has 5 exons. Bases 35 to 832 code for a protein of 265 amino acids. Gene Ontology annotation, biological process: steroid biosynthetic process.